AUGUUUCAAAUUCCUGUGGAGAAUCUUGACAACAUCAGGAAGGUACGGAAAAAGGUGAAAAGCAUUCUUAUGGACGUUGGGCUUGACAGAUGCAAGGAGCUGCUGAAGGACCUUAAAGGCUUUGACCCAGGAGAGAAGUACUUUCAUAACACAUCAUGGGGAGAUAUUUCUCUGUGGGAACCUUCUGGAAAGAAACUGAGAUAUCGAACAAAACCAUACUGUUGCAGCCUCUGUAAAUACUCCACAAAAGUACUUACUUCAUUCAAAAAUCAUUUACAUCGUUACCAUGAAGAUGAAAUUGACCAAGAGCUGGUGAUCCCUUGCCCAAACUGCGUGUUUUCCUCUCAACCCAGAGUUGUGGGAAGGCACUUCAGAAUGUUUCAUGCACCUGCUCGGAAAGUCCAGAAUUACACAGUGAAUAUUUUAGGUGAAACUAAAUCAUCUAGGAGUGAUGUGAUAAGUUUUACAUGUUUAAAAUGUAACUUUUCAAACACACUGUACUACAGCAUGAAGAAGCAUGUGCUGGUAGCACAUUUUCACUACUUAAUUAACUCCUAUUUUGGCCUGAGAACUGAGGAGGUGGGUGAGCAUCCUGGAGCUGACGACACCCUCUGUGCAGAGAAGUUGCUUGCGUCUGACAGGUAUUACUGUAAAAAGUGCAACGCCAAUGCCAGCAGCCAGGACGCUUUAAUGUAUCAUAUUUUGACAUCCGAUAUACACCGGGAUUUGGAGAAUAAGCUUAGGUCUGUCAUCUCAGAACAUAUUAAGAAGACUGGCCUUUUGAAGCAGAUGCAUAUUGCUCCCAAACCAGCUACACACGUGGCCAUACCGCCGAAUAGCAGUGCUCCGGGCAUCCCAGCCUCAUCUCCUUGCUACCACCUUGCCUUGCCGCAGAACGGCCAGAGCCAGACCGUGGUGCAGCCGGUUCAGGGUGCAGCCCCUCCAGCUACUGUGGCUGCGGGGGCUGUGGGCAGUGUCACCCACUCUCCGCCAGCCGUUGCCCAGCCUCACGUGACCCUGGUCUCCAGUCCUCUGCCAGUGGGCCAGAGCAGCCUCACUUUGCCGCGCUCGACGCCUCAGCCUGUCUUUCUUUCUCAUGGAGUCCCACUUAAUCAGGCAGCAAAUCCUCCCGUGUUGCCCUUGAGUCAGCCAGUUGGACCUGUAAAUAAGUCUGUUGGAACCAGUGUCCUCCCCAUAAACCAGACCAUCCGCCCCGGGGUUUUGCCACUCAGUCAGCCUGUGGGGCCCAUAAGCAGGCCAGUUGGACCUGGAGUUCUUUCGGUGAAUAGACCCGUUGGGUCUGGGGUCCUCCCUGUCAACCCCUCUGUCACCCCUGGAGUGCUUCAGGCAGUCUCGCCAGGGGUGAUUUCUGUGAGUCGGACAGUCCCGUCAGGGGUCCUUCCUGCAGGACAGGUGACCCCUGCUGGGGUCAUCCCUUCAGGACAGACAGCGACUUCUGGGGUUCUUCCUGCUGGCCAGGUGGUUCAGUCAGGGGUGCUCCCCAUCGGGCAGACGGCCCCCUCGGGGGCACUGCCCACAGGGCUGACGGUCCCACUGCGGGUGCUCCCUCCUGGCCAGGUAGUCCCACCUGGGCUCCUUCCCCCCAACCAGACAGUCUCGUCAGCCGUUCUUCCUGUGAACCAGGGCAUUAACUCUGGUGUUCUUCAGCUCAGUCAGCAGGUCAUGUCAGGAGUUCUUCCUGUGGGCCAGCCAGUGAGGCCUGGGGUCCUGCAGCUUAAUCAGUCUGUGAAUACCAACAUUCUGCCUGCAAAUCAGACCAUUAGACCCGGUGCUUCGCCAAACACCACUUUCCUUACAUCAGGCUCUAUUCUCAGACAGCUCAUACCCACAGGGAAACAAGUGAAUGGCAUUCCCACGUACACACUUGCCCCGGUGUCUGUCACUCUGCCAGUGCCCCCUGGAAGCGUUGCCACUGUUGCCCCUCCCCAGAUGCCCAUCCAGCUCCUGCAGUCGGGCACAGCUGCCCAGAUGGCCAGUUCCAUGGCCGGCAUGCCCUCCCCUCCCGUGGUGGUAAAUGCCACUCAGAGUAUGUUUGUUCAGGCCUCUUCGUCUGUGGCAGAGGCAAAUCAGGUGCUCAAACAGGCCAAGCAAUGGAAAACCUGUCCUGUUUGCAACGAGCUCUUCCCUUCCAAUGUGUACCAGGUCCAUAUGGAAGUGGCGCAUAAGCACAAUGAAUCCAAAGCUGCUGACAAACUGGAGCCAGAGAAACUGGCGGCAUGUGCGCCAUUUUUAAAGUGGAUGAGAGAGAAGACAGUUCGAUGUCUUUCUUGUAAGUGUUUAGUUUCGGAGGAGGAGCUUAUCCAUCACUUACUGAUGCAUGGCCUGGGGUGCUUGUUCUGCCCGUGCACCUUCCACGAUAUCAGAGGCCUCUCAGAGCACAGUCGGACCAUGCACCUGGGGAAGAAGAAGCUGCCCAUGGAUUACAGUAACAAAGGUUUUCAACUGGAUAUCGACGCCAACGGCAACCUGCUGUUUCCCCACCUUGACUUUAUUACCAUAUUGCCUAGGGAGGAGCUGGGCGAGCGGGAGGUCUACCUGGCCAUCCUGGCAGGGAUACACUCCAAGUCGCUGGUGCCUGUGUACAUCAAGGUGAGGCCCCAGGCUGAGGGUGCUUCUGGGAGGCCCGGCAAGCAGGUGUUGACCUGCCCCUUUUGCUUUGGCACCUUUGUGACAACCGAGGCAUACGAGCUGCAUCUGAAGGAGAGGCACCACAUCACGCCCACAGUCCACACGAUUCUGAAGUCUCCAGCUUUCAAGUGCAUCCACUGCUGCGGGGUCUACACUGGCAACAUGACGCUGGCAGCCAUUGCCAUCCACCUGCUGCGCUGCCGCAGCGCCCCCAAGGACAGCAGCCCUGACCUGCAGGGCCAGCCCAGCCUCCUGGAGAACAGCGAGCUGCUUUUAGUCAACGGUGAAGUGAUCCAUGAUACCAGCUUCUCAGUGAAGAGAAAGCUGCCUGAUGGCCACUCCGGGGUCGAAGACCAGAGGGAUGGCGUGGAGCCGCCCGUCAUCAUAGACGCGGACGCAGACCCAGCUCCAGAAAAGGCAGUGAGUGCACCUGUUAAACGGCAGCGGAGUGAGGGCAGGACGGAGGGACCGCCCGUUAGUGAAGACGCUCUUCAGAUUUUAGCAUUAAAUCCUAAAAAGUACGAAGACCGUUCUUACGAAGACAAAAAGCAGUUUCUUAGGGAUUAUUUCCACAAGAGACCAUAUCCCAGUAAAAAGGAAAUAGAAUUGUUAUCUUCACUCUUAUGGGUGUGGAAAAUUGACGUGGCUUCAUUUUUUGGAAAAAGAAGGUAUAUUUGCAUGAAAGCAAUAAAAAAUCACAAACCGUCUGUACUUUUAGGCUUUGACAUGUCUGAACUUAAAAAUGUUAAACACAGGUUGAACUUUGAGCAUGAACCACAAAACUUGUAA
Molecule: messenger RNA, 3438 nt
Organism: Rangifer tarandus platyrhynchus (Svalbard reindeer)
Lineage: Eukaryota; Metazoa; Chordata; Mammalia; Artiodactyla; Cervidae
Source: the annotation of a GenBank genome assembly